CGUCGCUCCCAAAUCGGCGAAUAGAUCGGAGAACACGCCAACGCAGGGGGGCCGGUGUUAGUCAAAGCAAAACCCGUAUUUAACCAGUUUCCCAACGACACUUGCGUCUUUCAUCUUCAACCCCGCCUCCAAUUCUGCUACGAAGCGACAUCUGCAUAUACCUUUGUCCAUUUACCGUGGCCCCACUGUGUAUAAUCCGUACCCUUAUCUACGUUGUCGACAUUUACCGCCAUCAUGUGUUACGGAGCCACUUGUUCAACCUGCUCAAAGAAGACGUGGCGCGGUUGCGGAAGCCAUAUUCCCCAGGCGCUCGCCGGAGUCCCGGAGAGCCAGUGGUGCACCUGCGGACCGCGGACCAAGGUCAACGGCAAGGAGUAUCCGCCUGCGGCCAAAUUUGAGAUUCCCGGAGCGUCAUGGAUUGCCAGCAUGUUCGGGGGAGGCAACAAGGGCGAUGGUAAGGGAAAGGAUGAUUUGUGAGUUGUGAGUUGCGAGUUACUCGGGAUCUGAGCGCGAAUCGCGGCUCAAUUGUAUCGUUCUGGCGUCAUUGGGAAGGGGCAAUGAUCUCUUGGGCAUUGUUCGGAGGUGGCGUGUAAUUUGUUAGUGAGAAGCGGAAAAGCAUGGCAUGGCAUGGCGUGGCGUUGGUGGAGAGUCGUGCCGAAGAUAGGCGGGAGCAGUGCGAAGAAAGAUGUGAACAAAGCGGUAAUACGCGGAUCACUGUGAGCUCUGAGUUGUAAGGACCGCCAGAGAAAACAACGCGUAAUAUUUAAUUGGAUGGCCAUGUGGAUUUACAAAUAAAAACACAAUGGUUGGCUUGUCCCUCAUCAUCUCCAAGCGGAUCGAGGACCAGAGUUGCGGGGAUGGAGAG
Ilyonectria robusta is the source of this 865-nucleotide messenger RNA. RefSeq lists its product as uncharacterized. Lineage: Eukaryota; Fungi; Ascomycota; Sordariomycetes; Hypocreales; Nectriaceae. Bases 235 to 477 code for a protein of 80 amino acids. The transcript has 2 exons. The record is from RefSeq and is a predicted model, not a curated record.